This is a messenger RNA of Neltuma alba, 1214 nucleotides long. RefSeq lists its product as uncharacterized. The transcript is spliced from 5 exons. NCBI's taxonomy places the organism in Eukaryota, Viridiplantae, Streptophyta, Magnoliopsida, Fabales, Fabaceae. Bases 241 to 723 code for a protein of 160 amino acids. The record is from RefSeq and is a predicted model, not a curated record.
UUGGUCGGCAGACCCGCCAGCACCCUCCCAUUAUUACCUACCAGUACUCAAAUUCCAAGCCUCUUCCGAUUCCACACAUCCUAAUCCCAAAACCCACAAGGCCUUCCACCUCCUCAUCUAAUUGCUGUCUCCCUCCUUUUUCACUCUAACCAAUUCGUAGCGCUUCUUAUCCGGACUAACGGCAGCCUUCGAGUCUCUCCCUUCAAGAUUUCCGAAUCUCUGCAGCCUGCCCUCUCAAAAAUGGAUGAAUGGAAGAGGAGCGGUCAGAUUCCGGCAUUCGGGAACUGGGAUUUGGCCAACGACCUGCCCAUCACUCAGUACUUCGAGUGUGCCAGACAAGCGGGUCUGGUCCGUCACAGUUCGUCUUCGGGAGAAAGCGAUCCUCACGCGUGCGGCGAUCGCGAUCUCUACGCCCUCGAUUUUAAACAUCACGUCCCUCCCGCGCCUUCUUCCAUUAAAAAGAUGAGGAGGAAGAGGAGCUCGAAUGUGAAGGAGAAUGGGAAUAUGAAUAUGAAAAAGCAAGGCAAAGUGUGGGACGUGAGGGAGGCGCCGGGAAAGGCAGGUGGGAGAAACGAGGGCCUUCCGCCGCCGCCGCCGAGACGGCCGAAGCCAGUGGACCAGGAUCUCUAUCAGAUCCCUCCCGAAGUCCUUCGCACUUCCAAGCGGAGUAAAAUGCUGGGAUUCAUUUCCAAGUGCCUGCUCCCCCGUGGCUGCGUUUCCUGAGCCUUCUAUGCAUCCAUCUGGAUAAAUUAAUUGAUGAAAAGAUGAAAAAAGCAUCGGGGUGCCGAAUGUGAUUAUUCCUGGAUGCAGCGUCCAGCGGAGUCAUAAGUUCGGAUGUUAAGAAUUAGAGGCGUCACGGGGUCUCCCGACUCAUCGGUCUUCACAAACUGUUUCUACGUCAUGAUGUGUUGAUGUUCGCACUCUAAACGUUCUUAAUAUCGUAAGUACAAGGUUUUGCUUUCUGCCAAAAUAUCUCCCUUAUAUCCCACUACAAUGAAUUGAAACCCACAGGAUUGUAUUCAGCUUCCUUCCCACCUAAAUUCCUAGGUCGCGAAAUGCAUUUUUGAUCCUUUGAAUUUAAUCAUUUAGCGUAUUAAUUUCUUGUUGAUUAAUUAAAAUCUUGCUGCAUGUUGUUAAAUUAACACAAACCUGUUCCUUAACAUUCGUCAGUGUUGCCAACUUACCAUGUCAUGUUUAACCACCAACCAAUCACU